UACUCAGCUGUCUUUAGCCUUAAUGACUUUUAUGCUUUGUCGUGAUCAAACCCAAAUCAGCGAGUUGCGAAUGUCGACAUUCUACAUUGUUGACGUCGACUUUGCAAUAAGAAUCUUAUUGUUGAAAGUAGAUAAAAGUGUAACUAAUAAAAAGGCGUGAUAAUAGUGAUUUAAAAAAAAUAUAGUCAUAUUUAUUUAAUAUGCAAAGAAAUCAGCAAAAUGACAAUAGAAAUCCUAGGAGAGGCGGAAGAAAUGUCAGAAGUGAAGGCUACUGGAGGGAUAGGAAUAAAAGUAAUGAAGACACAAACGAAGGAAAGACGUACUAACAACCAAACAAAUGAUCAAAGAAGAAAUAACUGGGGACAACGACAAUGAAGGAAAACGAAGGGAUAACAGAAGAGAUUAUCCAAGAACAAGUAGCAGCGAUAAUCACAAUGAUGAAAGACGUAGGGAUAACCAAGGAUAUCCGCAAAGAAGGAAUCGAAAUUUUAAUGAUAAUGAAAAUAGAAAUCGUAGAGGACCGCCAAAAAUGGGAUUUAAAAAAGAUACAAGAGCUUUUAAACAACAACGAUUUAGAAGAGGUGGUUUUCUACUUAUCCAACGAACGAAAAGGCAUCAAACUUUUGAUGGAAAACGAAAAAUUGAGUCCAGAUUUAACUGUUUUGUGCGUAAAACUUUUAGCAAGAGUUUGCGGGUGCAGUUUUGGCGCGACGAAAACACAUUUAUUGGAAAACCGUAAUUGACAGCGGUUUCGCGGAAAUUCUUACUAAGUUCAUUAUGUCUUUACCGAUUCAGUCCAACAGAGAGAAACAAUUUAAUACGUAUUUCUGGAACGAUACUGACAAUUUUUGCAGAAACGUUAUUUCUUUAGUUACAACAUUAAAUAACCUGAUACCGUCGUCGUCAUGCGAAUCUAAUCUUAAACUUUUAAGAGCUUUAACGUGCACUAUGACGUAUCUGGAAAGUAACCCUACCAAUUACCAUGUCAAUAUUUCUGACGAAAUCAAAAAUGAACUCAAACAUUUGAGCGAUAUCGUCGAAAAAGUAUCGAACGAAUAUGAAACAAAAAAGAAAGAGAUCAAUGUAACAGACGAAGAACCUUAUGUUGAACCACCAGAUAACUUCAGAGACUUGGAUAUUUAUCCAACUACUCUGGAGAUUACCAGUUACCAAGACGUGUUUUUGAGAUCUAACGUUAUUAAAGGUCCUUAUAGAGAUAUCGAACACUAUUUAGACGUGCAGUACAGACUGUAUAGAGAAGAUUUCGUCCUGCCAUUAAGAAAUGGAAUAUGCAAAUACUUGGAAGACCCCAGAACCAAACUUGAAAAUAUCAGGACGUACAAAAACGUCCAAUUCCUAAACAGAGAAACGAUUUCAGAUCAAAACUGUUAUCGCCUACAGUACGAUUUUAGUAACAAAAAAAAGUCGUUCGAAUUUGAAAAUUCUAAACGGUUUAUGUACGGCUCUUUAUUAAUUUUCACUCACGAUAAUUUCCGUACUGUGUUAUUUGGAACGGUUGCUGGUAAAAGAGAUUUAGAAACCCUAUCAAAGGGGCACUUGAUAGUUGGUUUUAGAACGGACGCUGUUAUACCGCAAACUAUAAUCGGUCCGCAAUUUUUAAUGAUUGAAAGUAAAGUGUUCUUCGAGCCGUACUAUCAGGUCCUCAACGCUUUAAGGAAUAUGUCUACCGUUCAUUUCCCUAUGGAAAGAUACAUAAUCCAAGUGGAAACCGAAGCAAAACCUCCAGAGUAUUUAAAAGUACAACCUGAACUACCUAGAGAUCAAAGGCCAAUUAUUCCUUUGACUUAUGAUAGAAAUAUAGUGAACGGACUGAAUGCUGCCCAACGCGAAGCCUUUGAAGCUGCUCUUAGUAAAGAGUUCGUUAUUAUUCAAGGUCCUCCUGGAACUGGAAAAACCUUUUUAGGACUAAAAAUCGCAAGAACACUGUUGGAAAAUAAGAAUCGUUGGUACAAAAGGACACCGAUGCUAGUAAUUUGUUAUACUAAUCACGCGUUGGACCAAUUUCUGGAAGGAUUGCUACCAGUCACUAAUGAAAUAAUCAGAAUCGGUAGUCAAUCGAAAAAUGAAAAUAUCCAGAAAUUGAACAUACGCAGUCGCAGACACACCAGAAACCAAACGGUCCACGAAACGAGACGACAAGUGUCAAGUUACUUGUCACAAAUCGAUUCGAUAAAAAAUAAUUUAAAUGAAAUCGAUAGAUAUUGCAGCAUCGUGGAUUUUAACGUGUUUUCUAACGUAGUUAAUAACUUUAAAGAUAGUUGGUUCAAUCAAGCGACUACUGAUAACAUUUUGAGUUGGUUGUUCGAGGAGGGGCACAAUGCCAUAGCCAACAGAAGAGCACCGAUGGAACAGCAUCAGGAAAACCAAGAGGUAACACCAAACGAAGAAAAUGUCCGUUUAGAAAUCGAAAAUGAAGAAAAUUUGGAUACCGGAGCCGAAGAAGUGGAUGAAAUCUUUGAAAAUGUCGAAAUUAGCCCUUUCAGAGAGCUUAUUAGCGUUAAAACUCUUUCGAAUAGAAGAAGACAGUUGUUAAAAGAUUACGACUAUGUUCGACAAGACGAAACAAUAAGUCCUAGAGAAAGAGACAUGCAAGAAGAUAAGAUUCAGAUAAACUUGUAUAUAAUUGAAAAUUACUUGGACGUGCUUAAAUUCAGACUAUUAGAAGGUGAAAAGAAUAAAAACAGACUCAUUCGCCCUGAAUUUGUCGAUAUGCGCCAUCCUCACAACAUGCCUUAUGACCUCAGAUGGCAGUGCUACUUUUAUUGGCUUGAGUUGUAUAAAUACUCUUUAAACCAGGGCAGAGAAGUACUCAUUAGAGAUUUCCAAAGGAUUUAUAGUGUGUACAAGGAAAUGCAGGAAAUGGAAGAUACGCAAACAAUGAGAGGCGCCUUAGUGAUCGGUAUGACCACAACGUGCGCUGCCAGACAUCAAUCCUCCCUUCAAGCGCUUAAAAUUCCAAUAGUAAUCGUAGAAGAAGCAGCUGAAAUUCUGGAAUCCCACAUCAUCGCCGCUUUGACAACUCACUGCGAACAUCUGAUCCUGAUCGGGGAUCACCAGCAAUUGAAACCAUCCACAGCAAAUUUUAAAAUCGAAACAAAGUUCAAGUUGGGCGUCAGCCUCUUCGAGCGGAUGAUCUUGAACAACAUUCAGUGCCACACGCUGAAUAUCCAACACAGGAUGAAACCGGAGAUAGCUAAUUUGAUUAGACCGGCGAUCUAUCCUGUCUUGCAGGACGGUGAUUCCGUUCAGGGAAGGGAACGAAUCACGGGGAUCGAACAGGACUUGUUUUUUAUCGAUCACAACGAAAUGGAAGAGCUGUGCAACGAUAACAGCAAGAAGAACAUUCACGAAGCGAAAUUUUUAAUGCAAUUGGCCAAGCAUUUGAUAUUGAACGGCUACAAACCGGAUCAGAUCGUAGUGCUGGCUGCGUAUCUGGGCCAGAUGUUUGAAAUGCAGAGGCAAAGGAGGACCUACAGUCAUAUUCUGAAGGACGUUAGAAUAGCUGUUUUGGACAAUUAUCAAGGCGAAGAAUCCGAUAUUAUUUUGUUAUCGUUAGUAAGAAACAACCAAAAUAACAGUAUCGGCUUCUUAAAAUUAGAAAAUAGAGUAUGCGUAGCCCUAUCUCGAGCCAGAAACGGACUUUACAUCAUGGGCAACAUGAAUUUGCUAUGCAGUAACAGCAAUAUAUGGCCCAAAAUUCAAGAAACCCUGCAGCAACAACAAGCCAUAGGUUCACAUCUGACGCUACGGUGCGUCAUACACAGGCAUAAGAUUACUAGAGUAUCGACAGCUGACGAUUUCGCGAGAUUUCCUGAAGGCGGUUGCGAUUUGCUAUGCGAAACGGCAUUAAACUGUGGUCAUGUAUGUACAAGAUUGUGUCACAUCGAGGACAGGGAGCAUAUCAAAUACAAUUGUAGAGAGCGCUGUGAAAAGAUCCUUUGCGAUGAUCCAACACACGUAUGUCAAAAAUUAUGCUACGAAAACUGCGGACCUUGUUGCUACGAAGUGAAACGGCUUUUAAAGUGCGAUCACGUGGUCAAAAUCGCUUGUCAUGUGGAUCCGACGAAGUACAAUUGCACUAUACCUGUCGAAACGACACUGCCUUGCGAUCAUAUUACCUCGAAACCUUGUUCAGCUGACAAGGAGACCUUUAAAUGUCCUUACCCUUGUGACACUAGAGUGGAACCCUGCGGACAUGCCUGCGAGAAGAAUUGCCACUUUAGAAACGAUCCCGAUCAUCUGGACUAUUCCUGUCGCAAGCCAUGCGAGAGGAGUUCCAAAGGUUGUACCGCAGCUGAACCUCACAUUUGCCGAAAAUAUUGUUAUGAAGAGUGCGGAACUUGUCUAGCACCAGUGCGCAAGAAGCGCUCGUGUGGUCACAUGUUCAACAUGGGCUGCAGCAUAGAUCCCGAGACUAUAGUUUGCGAAAAACCUUGUAAGAUAACUUUGAAUUGCGGUCACAAAUGCAAAGAAACUUGUGCCAAACCUUGUGGACCAUGUAAAGAGAAGGUAGAAAAAAUAGUGCCAGACUGCAACCACAAAAUCAAAAUUAAUUGUUUUGAACUACCAAAUAGGAAAUUGUGCAAGGGAAAAUGUCCUCGUCUUUUACCAUGUGGACACGUGUGCAAUAGAAAGUGCAAUGAAGAUUGUACAGAAAAAUGCAAAGAAAUCGUGGAUUGCUCCAUCAUCAGUCCAUGUGGACAUGUGAUCAAAAAAAUAGCUUGUCACGUCAAAAGAAAUCUCAAUUUAUAUCUAGAUGACGAAAAGAUUCUCGUCAAAAAUUGCACGGAACCUUGCAACGCACAAUUAGCCUGCAAACAUAAAUGUUCCGGUAGCUGCGGCCAAUGUUACCAGGGACGGUUCCACCAAAGGUGCCUACAAAAUUGCGGUGUAAUUCUAGUUUGUAACCAUGAAUGUCCGAUACCUUGCAGGGAAGCCUGCAAACCUUGCAGGAAACCGUGCGAGUACAGAUGUGCACACAGCCAAUGCAGAAAAUUGUGCGGUGAUCCAUGCACCCCGUGUAAAGAAAAAUGCAAGAGAAAAUGUCCUCAUCAAGAAUGUAGAAAACGUUGCGGAGAAUUUUGCUCGGUCGAUCCCUGCACCCAACCGUGUCCUAAACGAAUAAAGAAAUGUGAACAUCUGUGCGUCGGAUUUUGUGGAGAUCCGUGCCCGCCAUUGUGCAGAAUUUGCGACGUUGAUGAACUUACAGAUAUCUUUUUCGGCACUGAAGACGACGAGGAUGCAAGAUUCGUCUUACUAAUAGAUUGUGGCCACGUGAUGGAGGCAACUGGUAUGAUAAAUUGGUUAGAUCAGAAACGAGAAAAUGACGAUGAAGAUCGGAAGAUUCAACCUUUAGUUUGUCCAAAAUGUAAAACAGUAAUUAAAAAAACCGCUCGAUACAGUGACUACGUAAAACAAAGUAUGAAUGAUUUAAGAAAUGUUAAGAUGAAGUUCUACGGAAAAUGGAAAGAAAUUGAAGUUAUUAGAAAAAGAUUGCAGGAGAAAUUGUCAACGAUGUAUGAGGGUAAUGCUAAGAAAGAGACGACGACGAAUACUAUUAGGGAGCAACUAAGGAGGUUAACUUUAUUCGGAGGAAGAGAAAAUAUUAACACAGUAAAUACAAAUAAGAUUGCGAAUUCGGAUUUCGUAAAGAUUAAAACGACUUUGGCACAUAGACUAUUAGAUUCGAGAGACAAUCGUCGACAGAACAUCAACAAAAUGGAUUUGGACGCCAUUCGAAUCAAAAUCGAAUUGAUGCAGAUGAUAAUGGAGCCCCUCGAGAAGGAGAAAUUGUCUUUGUCGGAUAUGCCGCUAUCAAAUAAUCAUGUUAGUUUAAUAGCGAAACUUUUGGAAACAAAUAUCGAUUCUAUUACUGAACAAGAGGUUACCGAUAUCAGUUUGGAAAUAAAUCGAUUGCACAGAUUGAUCCAGUUUGAACGAAUCGGUUACAAGCCCUAUUUGCAGCAACCGGGUAUUCGAACUAAAGUUGACGCCACCAUUCAAUUGUUAAAUAAAUACGGCAGAUAUGAUGAUUAUCAAGAUAGAAUCAUUAAAAAUAUGAUGGAAGAGUUAAAAAAACUAACGUCUUCAAAAAUUGCUCUUACUGAUGCUGAAAAAAAAGAAAUUGUAAAAGCUAUUGGGCUAAGACCAGGACAUUGGUACAAAUGUCCAAAUGGACAUCCCUAUGCAAUUGGAGAAUGUGGCGGGGCUAAUCAAGAGUCCAGGUGUCCUGAAUGUGGAGCUCCUAUAGGUGGAAGAAACCAUGCAUUAGCGCCCGGUAAUGCUGUGGCAACCGAGAUGGCAGGAGCUAGAUUUGGUGCCUGGUCAGACCAAGCAAACAUGGCGAACUAUCAAUUUUAAAAUUGUUCUUUGAUAUGUUUUUUUUUGUUUAUAUUAUAUUAUCAAAAAUAAAAUUUUUAUGCAAGAAAAACGGAUGUUUUGUUUUAAGAAAACGUAUAUUUACAACUUUUUUUUCUCACAACAAUUCUUCGCUCUCGUUGCCGCUAGAAAAGCCGUUCCUGUACUCGUCCUCGUUUUUAUUGAGUAUCUUAUCGUGGUGUUUCUUGUACUGAUUCGAAAUUUGUUCCUCCAGCCUCUCCAGCGUAUUGUUACCAAUGCACUCGCGAAUUUUCUUAAAAAACCUG
This is a messenger RNA of Psylliodes chrysocephalus, 6665 nucleotides long. NCBI's taxonomy places the organism in Eukaryota, Metazoa, Arthropoda, Insecta, Coleoptera, Chrysomelidae. The record is from the annotation of a GenBank genome assembly.